AUGUUGCAGACGAGGGUCCUGGAGAGGGGAGAUAUUGAGUUAGAUGACCCUAAAAGCCAUCGUCAUGCUGAGAUUUACCCUUGUGAAAUGAUCCAUUCAAUUGCUUCAUUUUCCCAUGCUCAAAGCAAUCCUGCUUAUGAGAGAUUUUUUUCUCCCCAUAUAGAGAUGAUUGGUUCCACAAAUCUUAUAAUUCUUCUAGAGGAUGAAACCUUUGCUGAUUUUUUCAACACAUCUCUUUCUCUCCUAGUCUUUUGUCAGACACCAUUUUACACUCUUGAAAAUUCAUAGUGGAGCUUGUGGCCAGAAAUACACCAUGACUUGGUGAGUGAAGAGCUGGUGGAUUUCUGGAUUCUUGCUGAGAAGAUCCUGAGCAUAGAUGAGGUGGACAUGGAAGUGAGAGACUACUACCUGUCCCUCCUCUUCAUGCUGAAGGCCACCCAUCUGCAGGAAAGCUCACGGGUGGUGACUCUCUGCAACAUGAACAUCAAGGCCCUUCUGAACCUUUCCGUCUGGCAUCCCAACCAGUCAACCACCAGGAGGGAAAUCCUGAGUCACAAGCAAAAAGUGGCUCUGUUCAAACUCCAGAGCUAUUGGCUCCCAAACUUUUACACCCACGCUAAGACGAUCAUGGCCAAGGAGGAAUCGUGCCAGGCUCUGAUGCAGGAAUACGAGACUCGCCUGUACAGUAUCUGCUAUACCCACGUAGGAGGGCUCCCUCUGAGUAUGAGCAUCAAGAAGGGGCACCACCCCCAGAAGCGGUACUCGAGCGGGAAGGCCAAGAGGAAGAUGUGGCAGUUGACAGACCAUGGCUCUUGGUCUCUGGAAGUGAGUACCAGCCCAGCUAUCAACGCUUUGCUCCCCCAGGAGCUGUUUCCUCAAGGCAAGUUGGUUAUACAAAUGCCUUCCCCGAAAGAGACCUCUUUAAAGGAGAGAAUUAUCAGUUUCUGGGAAAAGGAUAUUCUCUGUGCCAAGAAGUCCAAUGUGAAGAACAAAGCCAAGAGCCACCUCCACGUGGAGGGCCUCUCUGAGACAUCAUUCUUUACCCACCUGAGGACUGUCACCCCCAUCAUCAAUUACUCCCCCCACAUGACAAUUAAGAAGGCCGUGGAGCAAAACCUCUCCUUGGGGUACAGCCACUGGGCCUUGUGUGCUGAUGUUGCAGGGAGUCCCUUUUGGGACCACCUGAAGAAGCAAAAUUUGAAAGUGGAGGUCCAACUCCUGGACCUAUGGCAGGACCUGCACGAUUUCCUCAGUGUCCUGAUGAGUAACAGGAAGACUGGGAAAGCCAUCUUUUGGCACAUGCUGGGCAACCGGAUCUGUGAGCUCUGCCUUAAUGAGCAGAUUGGUCUACGCCUACCACUAAAAUCCCAAACCAUCAAAGGCCUGAAGGAGCUGCUGCCAUCUGGGGAUGUGAACCCCUGGAUUCCCAGAGCCCAGAAGGAGAUCUGCAAUGCAGGCCAUGCCUCACAGAAAUGGGUUGGUAUCUGGAAGAUUAGGUCAAGACUGACCAAAAAUCCUAUCUGGUCAUCUAUCCUGGCUAACUUAAUGAUAUAA
Molecule: messenger RNA, 1554 nt
Organism: Delphinapterus leucas (beluga whale)
Lineage: Eukaryota; Metazoa; Chordata; Mammalia; Artiodactyla; Monodontidae
Source: RefSeq, a predicted model, not a curated record